UUCUCGCUCCCCUGGCCGGGGCCGGGCCGGGCCACCGCCGCUGCUCCGCCCCCGGGGGGGGUGGCACAGCCGAUAGAAGCGGCGCUGCCGCCGUAUUUCCCCCCCCUCCAGCAGACGGUGCGGGGCUGGUCGGCAGCGGGUGCCCGGGGGAAGAAGCAUGAUCAAGAUGAACCGCAUCCUGUUAACCGCCUGCGUUGUUCUGGUUGCUUUUUGUAGUUCUGGUUAUGCCCUAAGGUGUUACCACUGCGAGAACAGCCCUUCCUUAUGCAAGACCAAUAGUACUUGCUUAGCAACUGAAGAUACUUGCUUGCAGAUGAAAUUUGGUAAAUUGAGAACUUCCUCCUGCUGGAAGACAUCCCAGUGCAAUAUGAAUGAUAUUGCCCAAUUCUUCCAGUUGGAUAAUUUCGAAUUCUUUUGCUGCCAACACGACUUGUGUAACGAGAGCUCAAUUAUUGGGGUUAACAAAGCAGCCUUCAGUAUUGCCUCUGCAAUAACCAUGUUAUGGAUGCUUCUGUAAUAAUCUGUAAGCCGUACUUGCAAGCUGAAAUUAUACAAAAUCAUUAACUCUUUCUGAAUUGUACUUCUCCCAUUUUCAGUUCUAACUGGGGGCUGAAAGAUUACCUUUUAAUUUUAAAUGCUGUUUCCUAAGGUUCCGUCUGUUAAAUCACUGUUUCCCUUCAUCGGAAGGAGAUGUAUAUUGUUACCAGUUAUAGGGAAUUUGGGUAUCUUGGCCUGCCGUAUUCAUGGGGAAAAUAACUUGUUAUGAAGUAGCGUUAUCUUGUGGAGAACCUGGGCAAACUUUCAGGGGGUGAUGUGAAAGGGAAGGAAUACUAUCGGGUUUAUGCUGGAAAAUGAUCGUUUCUUACUGUCCCCUAAGUUGUCAUUAAUUUUGGUUGGGAUUUCUGGUUUGAGGUUUGUUUUGGGAGGGUUUUGCUUCAACGCUACCUUGUCGUACACCAAGCAGUGGAUUUGCCCUCGACACAAGAAGUGUUGGAUCAGAAGUAUAAGCUUGCCGCAGUCUUCAUAAAGAGUAUGGAAAUACUUAAUUUCAAGUGAUACAGACUCUGUUCCCAUCACUGUAACUUUUUUUUUCCUUUAUACAAAUAAUAUAACCUUGUAAGUACCGUUAUUUUGGGAGAAAGCAUUUACAUUUCUUAAACCAAAACAAUGCUAUCAGUGAGAAACACUUUUCCCUCUUUUUAUAUUUCUGUGAGCAUGCAGACAACACGUGCUAGCUGCUUUUUUUUAGUUUUCCUUACACUUUAGCCACAUCUAGGGUUUUAACUAAGCAUGUGCUUUGCACGGAGUGUUUAUUGGUAUACUGAAAACUGUUUAUAAAAUGCUACGGAAUUCAAAUGGCACAUCUAGUUAAUUUUCCCAGGUAAUUAGCUUUUGGGUUUUUGUUGAAAACAGUGACAUGUAAACUUAACCCUUCAAGCUUCUACCUAAGAGUAUUAAACAAAACCUUGCAGAGCUUUGUAUUUUGACUUUUAUGCAACUCUAUGAAUAGCAAUACAAAAUAAACGCGUAUUUACAUAGCAUGAAUAAAACCCGCUCGGUUUGUAUACGUAAGAGGUCUGAAGUUGAAAUAUUCUGUACGUCUCUCCACCUCGGUGGCGGACACAGACCUCGGAUACUUCUCCGGUUCUUAGGGACCCUCUCAGUCAGGUACAACGUCAAAUUCUCCUUUUUCUCUUCUGGAGCUCUGGGCAUGUCCCUGCAAGAGUCGUGGUCCGUUGCCGAUGGCGUAUCCUCUUUCUGAGGACCCGUGCUUGUGCUCUGCAAGGUGCCGGUGACGCCAGUUCGCCCGGUCGUAACGAGGGCCUUACUCCAAGUCUAUGAUGUAUUCUGCAGUGUAUCUUUUGGUUGAGCUUCUCUUAGCUAUGAAAGCAUCCUGGCAUCUCGCUGAUCACUUGAAAUACGGAAGUUGUGCUGUCUUUGAUUAAUAAAAAUGUCAAAAAAGGAAA
Messenger RNA from Grus americana (Whooping crane), 1967 nucleotides. RefSeq names its product CD59 molecule (CD59 blood group) (gene CD59). Lineage: Eukaryota; Metazoa; Chordata; Aves; Gruiformes; Gruidae. Bases 158 to 517 code for a protein of 119 amino acids. The transcript is spliced from 4 exons. The record is from RefSeq and is a predicted model, not a curated record.